Anastrepha ludens (Mexican fruit fly) is the source of this 2009-nucleotide messenger RNA. RefSeq lists its product as uncharacterized. The transcript is spliced from 2 exons. Lineage: Eukaryota; Metazoa; Arthropoda; Insecta; Diptera; Tephritidae. The record is from RefSeq and is a predicted model, not a curated record. Bases 978 to 1961 code for a protein of 327 amino acids.
UUGAUGGUCAUCGUUACCACUGGCCGAUACAGCUGCGAUAUUUUCUUCAGUUCGCACUCUACGUAAGCGUGUUGGUGGUUUGAUGUCCAAUAAUGUAAAUUUGGUUCUAAAUUUAACUGACCAUAAAAUGGAAGAAGCGGGCGAUAAACUUUCUUAACAGAACACGCGUUUUUAUAAUAAAAUUCAAUGAUUUGCAAGCGUUGUUCGAUUGUAAGACGAUUCAUGGUUAAAUUAAAUACCAAACUGAAGAUGUUUGAAACAGUGAAGAGUGAAACAAAACACGAAACGUGCGUCAGUUAAAAAAUCACCCGUUACAUAUAUCAUCCGGCGGCUGUUAAACAUCACCUAUCCUUACGUUCAUAUCGCCCAUUAUGCAAAGAUUUUUCUUCGUGCUUUCUUUCAAGUACUCCCUUAACCUUGACGCUUCUUCGUGCCAAUCUGCUCCUCGGAUACAUUGAGGUAUGAACGAGAAAAAUUUGUCUUUUAUGUUGAUUCUUAAAAUAUCUGUACGGUUUUUAUUUAUAAAAUUAUACUGGAUUCCUCUUUUCUUCAAUUCCUUAUUAUCGCCAUACAGACACCCACCACUUGCUCUUCACAAUAUACUGUUAUGGCUUGCUGCCUUCCAAAAGAUAUGGAAACCCAUGAAAUAUUUUUUAGCCUGGUUGAUUUUUUCGUCAGCUAAAUGUGACUCUUUCAGUAGGAAAAUAUUAUGAUUUCGAAUUUUGUCGAAGAAUUCGAGACCAUUAAUGUUGUACUGGGUUGCACAUAUUCGACGGACCCAUGUGCUUCGUAACGUAACCCAUGCAUUUUCCAUAGUUUUAUACGACGUUUCCACCAAAAGCAAACACGGUGUUUGCAGGAGUUGUGUUUGGGAGAACUGUCAACUGUUUCCACCGAAAGUUUGGGAGAAACUGUGUUUGAACUGUCUUUUGUUGACAUUGUGAAAUAAGAAUUAUAAAAAUUGAUAAAAUUAUAAAAUGGUGCAUAAAAUUCAAUUUGUUAUGUUGAUUUUAUCAUUUUAUUUUAAAAUAAUUGAUAGUGAGUUGGUCACAUAUUAUUUAAAAAAAAGGUUAAGGGAAAAUAAAAUAAUUUUAAGCGUUGCUGCCAAUUUAAUGCGUUCGCAAAGUGUAUGGUCUUUGGAACAUUCCAGUACCUUUUGGGAAGUAGACUGCCAGAGUAAUGGGGACAAGUUUUUCAAAGAUAAUUUCCGAAUGGAAAGAUCCUGCUUUGAAAAAUUGUGCAGCAAACUUGAAAAAAUAGCCAAAAGAAAAACGAACUAUCGAAACCCGAUUUCACUAAAAAAGCGCGUGGCAAUUGCUCUGUAUGCACUAGGAUCUUCUAGUGAAUACAGAUCAAUUGGACAUUUGUUUGGAGUAGGCAAAGCAACUGUUUGCAAAAUACUCAUCGAGUUUUGCAAUGAAGUUGGGACAUCUUUGGCUCCAAUAUAUUUGAAAAAUUUUCCACUGACAAGGGCGCAAAUUGAGAAUGGAGUCGCAGAUUUUAAUGCAAUGGGCUAUCCACAAUGUAUUGGAGCAAUAGGUAGGUUUAUAAGUAAUGCGAUAAAAAUAACGUUUAAUCAAAAGCAUCUUUAUUAUACAGAUGGAUGUCAUAUUGAAAUUCAUCCAAGAAAGGAAGAAGCCAUUGAUUACUACAACUACAAAGGGUGGUAUUCCGUAGUACUAUUGGCUUUGGUAGACGCAAAAUAUAGAUUUGUUUAUAUACAUUGCGGCAGUCCUGGAAGAUGCAACGACUCCGGAAUUUUUGAAAAACCAUCGCUAAAGCGCGAGUUGCAAAGUUGUGCACUUCUUGAUGAAUUGAGCUUGCUGUAUGGAUCCACAAAAAUACCAGUCCAUAUUAUAGGGGACUCUGCUUUUCGUCUCUCUCAGCAUUUAAUGAAGCCAUAUCCUACAAAGAGUCCAAUUGGUUUAAAUCUGAAAAACAACUUUUCACCAGAACAAUAAAAUUUGUAAUACAUAAUUUUAUAAAAUAACAUUUUAUUCAUUUUUGAU